CGCUCAGCAGUCCCGCGUUUGAUCCCCGGGGGACCCGGAGCCUCGCGCAUUCCGCGCAUUCCGCGCGCGACGAACAAUCGGCCCCCGGUCGUUUAUCAGCGGCGCCCGCCCCUCGGCGCGCACUCCGUCGUGGGAGCUCUCCGGGCGCACUUACGCGUCCUCGGCCAAGCGCACAUGGGAAUAUAAACGCCCGUGCGGCGUUAUUGGGAUUACAAGAGACGUGCGAUCCGUCAUGCGACUUUGAUUUGGUCCAACAGUCAAGACAGAAGAUUUCUCGUUAUAUAAAGCAUCGUUUUUAAUUGGCUAUUGUGCUUCAGCGUUGUCCUGAGAUGAGAACCGCGGAGGAUUCCUCAGGCACGGUUCUUCACCGGCUCAUCCAGGAGCAGCUACGAUAUGGGAACCCCACAGACGCACGCACCCUCCUGGCCAUCCAGCAGCAAGCCUUGCGCGGAGGCAGCAGCGGGUGGGUCACAGGCAGUCCCCGCUCCUCCCUGGAGAGCCUCACCCAGGAGGAGUCACAGUUCCUCCAGAUGUCCACAAGGCAGGAGCCCCAGGGCCAGGAGCACCAGGGCGACUGCCCGCACUCUGAGAGCCCUGUGUGUCAUCUCUACCAGCUCCACACGGAAGAGCUCCCCACCUACGAGGAGGCGAAGGCUCACUCGCAGUACUUGGCCUCCCAGAGGGGUCAUGCUGGACAGCAGCAGGGUGACCCGGAGACACCCGAGCUCGAGCAGGACCCUGGCACGUGGGACCUGAAGCGCGAGCACGCCCGGUCGCUGAGCGAGCGCUUAAUGCAGCUCUCGCUGGAGAGGAACUCUGUCCACGACAGCGCACCCAUGACUUCCUCGCACAGCUACCCCCAGCUGUCUGGGGGCCACGCAGGCGCGGCCGCGCACGGAGGGUCCGAGCAGCGCGGGCCACCCCCGGAGUACCCCUUCGCCGUCAAAGCCCCGGGAUACAUGCUGAGUCAUUCGCAGGAAAACGGACACUAUAUCAAAGAGGUCCCUCUAGCUCUCUACUCCCAGCUUCACAGGUAUGUUCCGGCCCAGCCGCAGGCGGCUCGACACAACACCCUACCUGCACUGCCCCCUGCUGGACAGGAGGUCAUAGUCGGUGGUUACAGCAUCCCCGCUCCUAAUCCUCAGAUCGAGCAGCUGAUGAAGGAAAAUGACAGGCUGAAGAGGGAAGUGGAGAGCUACAGCGAGAAAGCGGCCAGGCUGCAGAAGCUGGAGAAGGAGAUUCAGAGGAUAUCGGAGGCUUACGAGACCCUUAUGAAGGGAUCUGCAAAGAGAGAGACCCUGGAGAAAACCAUGCGGAGCAAGCUCGAAUCGGAAAUCAAGAGACUUCAUGACUUCAACCGAGACCUUAGGGAUCGCCUGGAAACAGCUAAUAAACAGAGAGCAGUCAUGGAAGAGCAAGACCAUAGCAAGCAAGCAUUCGCCAAACUGGCGGAGCAGAAUGAGGAGCAUCAGCAGGCGCGAGAGCAUCUGGAGGGCGAGCUGAAGCGUCUGAGGGCCUCCGCGGAGGACUGGUGCCGGCGGCGAGAAGCCCUGGAGCAGGCCUUGGUGUCAGCCCAGGCACGGAACAGGCAGCUGGAGGAGGAUCUGUGCAAGAAGCGGGCCUACGUGGCGAAGGUGGAGAAGCUGCAGAGUGCCCUCACCCAGUUGCAGGCCGCCUGCGAAAAGAGAGAAGCCCUGGAGCUGAGGCUCCGCACCCGGCUUGAGCAAGAGCUGAAGAGCCUGAGGACGCAGCAGUGGCAGUGUCAGGGGCAGCAGGUGGGCGGAGCCUCCUUGCCCACCCAGAGCAUGUCCCCCUUGCAGCAGAGGCUGAGGGAGAGGGAGGAGCGGAUCUUGGCCCUGGAGGCCGACAUCACCCGCUGGGAGCAGAAGUACCUGGAGGAGAGCACCAUGCGACAGUUUGCCAUGGACGCGGCGGCUACCGCUGCCGCCCAGAGAGACACGACCAUCAUCAAGCAUUCACCGGGGCACUCGCCCGAUAACAGUUUCAACGAAGACCUGCCGUCAUCCAGCCACAGGCAUCGGGAGAUGGAGAACAGGAUCCGGGCCCUCUACGCCAAACUGCUGGAGAAAGACGCCGUGAUCAAAGUCCUGCAACAGCGUUCGCGGAAGGAGCAGGGUCGCCCAGAGCCUGUCAGACUCCGGCCCGCCCGGUCCGUGCCCUCCAUCAGCGCUGCGUCCGUCGUCGUUCGGCCUAAAGGGAAGAGCCUCUCAGAUGACCAGACGGCAGCCACGCCCCUGUUCUCUGCCGCGUGCUUGCCUCCCCAGGCCCCGAACCGCGACCGCAGCACCCAGUGCGAUGAGCCUUCAGACGAGACAAGUGCCGAGCCUGAGCCUGCCGCUGGGCCAGCUGCUCCGGAACGCGGUCCCGUGCCCAGCUCUGACGCUACUGCUGAACUGCUGCAGACCCAGACUCCUCCGAGCACAGACAGGAGCACCAACGGCGGCGCCAACGACCUGGUGGAAAUUCUCAUUUAGAGACCGCGAGACCCCGGUAACACCUCCCUAGUGCCCCGGAACGCCCCUCGGGCCUGUGAUGCGCGCAGGGUUCGCUGGGCAAGAUCUCAUCUCUAACGCUGCUCAAGAGGACGGUGACCCAUGGAGCCCCUCUCUUCCAGCUAGGCAAAAUGAAAGCGGGAGAAGAAGCCGUGGAGUUCUGCCAGUGCAGAGAGGAGAGCUCAGCUCUCAUUACCGUCUCUCUACACUUAAAAAAACGAUAAGACUGUGGUGCGACUGCUGGUAACUCCCAGCCAGCCUCACACGUGCGCAGCCACCUGAGUCCAAGGUACUUGCAGUACCCUCCAGAACUCCAAGAGGAUGCUACCCUACGGCAUAAGAAUAUGUAAAACAGUAUAUAAAUUUAUAUAAAUAUGUAACAUUUUUAUCUUGACAUUUAUAUUUAUGAUAAUGCUGCUGAACUAAGUGCGAGUGUUGUAUGGCAGAAGGAAGGGGAGGACAGUUGGAUGUUCAUCACUGUCAAACUCCUCUUCUACUCUUUCGCCGCGUCUGCACAUCAGAUUUGUCCGGAAAGGGUGGCAUUCGUGUGAUGACGUGGCGUACCGCUCGGUGCAAGAAUAUGUCCUGCAUUCCUGGAUGGAACGCAGACGUUGCAGCCGCUUCGGUCUCGCUGGGCAUAGGAGCCCACGUGCUGUCACAACCGCGUGACCCUGAAACGUCCCCAAGAAAGGACGGCGGGACUAGUCCGCAAAGCCAGCCGCUGUGAAUCCUGCCAGGCCUGGGAUUACGCCGUUUACCAGAAUAGUUAGGUGAAUGCCACCUGACUGGGCUCUGGCACUCCCAUUGACUAAAUUAACAUUACAGUUGGUGUUCUUAUUAUAAUUGGCCGCCGGUCAGCUUCCUCUCCCUGUUUUAAGCAGAGGAAUCAGACGCCUCUUUUAGCGGACGUAGGCCUGCCUGCUACAUACUUGCCUCUUUUAGUGACACUUAAGAGAAGUGUCAGCCUUGGAAGAGACAGGGGCUGAUGUUUCGAAUGCCUUGCUUAUCGCUCUGUGCCGGUAUGCCUCUGCGGCCUUCACUGCCGAGCUGGGGACAAAGCUCUCCGCUCGCCCCGCAGUGGAAUGCUCCGGCUCGGUGCGAGAGGCUGACCCCUGGCCUGAUGGGAAUUGCUGCCGUACGGGCUACUGUUAUCUUUCUGGGGCUAGGUAUUUCCACGACGCUCUGGUAGCUGGUUCUGCCAUGAACAUCCAAGUCACAGGGUAGUUACACACAGCACCAUGGAAACAUCUAACCACAUUUGGCAAUGUUUUAUGAUUCUAUUAGUUCUAAUAAUAAUAAUAAUAAUAAUAAUAAUAAUAAACUUUCCAGCACCUUCACUGCAGUUCAAAGUGGUAGUCCAGUGUGUUAUGUGUCUUACUGUCUUACAUUCACAAGUGACUUACAUUUCUGUGGUCAAAAAACUGGCAGAGAAAGAAAGGGUGGAAUUGAACCACCUCUACCUUAUUUUGCAUAAAGCCACGUUCUUGGAACGAUCACUCUGGAACGUCCACUCUGGAACGAUCACUCUAGACUGGAAGUGUGAGUAGUCAGUAUUGCGCCAUGUUCUUGUCUAUCGGUGAACACUGUUUCUGCCCUUCCUCCUCCUGCACAAGUUAUUUGCUGGUCAAUGAUUUGUCGAGAAGUCAUAUGCCUUUUAGAAAGCUUAUUUUUGCUCUCUACUGAACUGUUUACAGAAAGGACUGUUUGAAAAGAAAAGACAUUAAUAUAUUUUCUAUAUUAUUGUGCCUUCGUGGAAUCUAGUGACGAACAUAAUGCCAAAGAUUUGCAUUGCAAAUAAGUUAUAUAAAGAAAAUUUGAGUUUAAGUGUAAAUGCCUUUCUCUGGUUGACCCAUACUAGGAUAUUGCUGUGAACUUGUGGAAUUGUUUUUGUAUGCCUUUAACAUUUCAUUAAUUGAAUAAAACUUUAAUAUAUAUCUUUUCAAAAAC
This is a messenger RNA of Electrophorus electricus (electric eel), 4460 nucleotides long. It is a transcript of the gene amotl2a, whose product is annotated as angiomotin like 2a. Gene Ontology annotation, cellular component: cytoplasmic vesicle; bicellular tight junction; plasma membrane. The record is from RefSeq and is a predicted model, not a curated record. Gene Ontology annotation, biological process: hippo signaling; actin cytoskeleton organization; regulation of cell migration. Lineage: Eukaryota; Metazoa; Chordata; Actinopteri; Gymnotiformes; Gymnotidae.